Messenger RNA from Zea mays, 1935 nucleotides. RefSeq names its product aldehyde dehydrogenase 5. The coding region runs from base 160 to 1695 and encodes 511 amino acids. The record is from RefSeq and is marked validated. NCBI's taxonomy places the organism in Eukaryota, Viridiplantae, Streptophyta, Magnoliopsida, Poales, Poaceae. The transcript is spliced from 8 exons. Gene Ontology annotation, molecular function: oxidoreductase activity, acting on the aldehyde or oxo group of donors, NAD or NADP as acceptor.
GUCCGAGGUCAAUAGGAUAUAACUCCAGGACUCCUCUCCAUCAGAAUCAGAGACGAGUCGAGUGAGGGGGCAGAGGCCACAAAACAGAGAGUACCCAAACGAUCGAUCUGUGCAUCUCCCCGUCCGUCCCGCAACCAUCUAAUUCAGAAGCAGACAUCAAUGGCGAGCAACGGCUGCAACGGCAACGGCAACGGCAACGGCAACGGCAAGGCGGCUCCGGCGGGUGUGGUGGUACCGGAGAUCAAGUUCACCAAGCUCUUCAUCAACGGCGAGUUCGUCGACGCCGCCUCCGGCAAGACAUUCGAUACCAGGGACCCACGGACCGGCGACGUGCUGGCCCACGUAGCAGAGGCAGACAAAGCUGAUGUGGACCUGGCGGUGAAGUCCGCCCGGGACGCCUUCGAGCACGGCAAGUGGCCCCGCAUGUCAGGCUACGAGCGCGGGCGGAUCAUGAGCAAGCUGGCGGACCUGGUGGAGCAGCACACGGAGGAGCUGGCGGCGCUGGACGGUGCCGACGCCGGGAAGCUGCUGCUGCUGGGCAAGAUCAUCGACAUCCCCGCGGCCACGCAGAUGCUGCGCUACUACGCCGGCGCCGCCGACAAGAUCCACGGCGACGUCCUGCGCGUCUCCGGCAGGUACCAGGGCUACACGCUCAAGGAGCCUAUCGGCGUCGUGGGCGUCAUCAUCCCCUGGAACUUCCCCACCAUGAUGUUCUUCCUCAAGGUCAGCCCGGCGCUCGCCGCGGGCUGCACCGUCGUCGUCAAGCCCGCCGAGCAGACGCCGCUUUCCGCGCUCUACUACGCGCACCUCGCAAAGAUGGCCGGCGUCCCCGACGGAGUGAUCAACGUCGUCCCCGGGUUCGGCCCCACCGCCGGCGCCGCGCUCGCCUCCCACAUGGACGUCGACAGCGUGGCCUUCACCGGCUCCACAGAGGUGGGUCGCCUCAUCAUGGAGUCGGCCGCGCGGAGCAACCUCAAGACGGUCUCGCUGGAGCUCGGCGGCAAGUCGCCGCUCAUCAUCUUCGACGACGCCGACGUCGACAUGGCCGUUAACCUGUCGAGGCUUGCCGUCUUCUUCAACAAGGGAGAGGUUUGCGUGGCGGGAUCGCGCGUGUACGUGCAGGAAGGGAUCUAUGACGAGUUCGUCAAGAAGGCCGUGGAGGCCGCGCGGAGCUGGAAGGUUGGAGACCCGUUCGAUGUCACCAGCAACAUGGGCCCUCAGGUUGACAAGGACCAGUUUGAGAGGGUCCUAAAGUACAUUGAGCAUGGCAAGAGCGAGGGAGCGACUCUGCUCACCGGCGGCAAGCCUGCCGCCGACAAAGGGUACUACAUUGAGCCCACCAUCUUUGUCGAUGUCACUGAGGACAUGAAGAUCGCGCAGGAAGAGAUCUUCGGCCCCGUCAUGUCCCUCAUGAAGUUCAAGACGGUUGAUGAGGUGAUCGAGAAGGCCAACUGCACCAGGUACGGGCUCGCCGCCGGGAUCGUGACCAAGAGCCUGGACGUCGCCAACCGGGUGUCCCGGUCGGUGCGCGCCGGCACCGUGUGGGUGAACUGCUACUUCGCCUUCGACCCGGACGCGCCCUUCGGCGGGUACAAGAUGAGCGGCUUCGGCCGGGACCAGGGGCUGGCAGCCAUGGACAAGUACCUGCAGGUCAAGAGCGUCAUCACCGCGCUCCCGGACUCGCCAUGGUACUGAGUUGAGCCAGGGACCGAUGGAACCCCAUCGAUCUCUUCUUGUGCAGUGUACAUGCGUCAUGCGUGCGUGCUCACACAGCUGGGUUGCUGCUUUGUGCUUGUGUUCGUCUCUGGUUUGUGGCUCAUGUGUGUUAGUCUGCACCCUAUCCUUCUGUACGUAGCUGCCGGACAUGCAAAUAGUAUGUUAAGUACACCAUAUAAACUCUUGUUUUAUAAAUUCAAGUUUAGCUUGGAGCCUUCA